Meloidogyne enterolobii is the source of this 926-nucleotide messenger RNA. The record is from the annotation of a GenBank genome assembly. NCBI's taxonomy places the organism in Eukaryota, Metazoa, Nematoda, Chromadorea, Rhabditida, Meloidogynidae.
AUGAAAAACAUUAAAAAAGCAUUUUUAGAAUCCAAAUUAGGAGGAAUGUCACUUUGCACAAAUGAAGGAAUUAGAUUCAUAGUAAAUACAAAAAAACCAUAUACUGGGGCUAUUUACGCAGCAGAAAAAUUCAGUACAUGCUCUCAAGUAGUAGAAAAUGCUAAACAAAUAUCUAUUACUUUCCCACCUCAAAAUAUUUCACCCAAUUGUGGAACUACAAUUAAAGUAGUAGAAAAUUUUAAAGAAAAUAUUUUCCAAUUUAAUUUUCAAAAACAGGACGGAAAAUUGGAAGCUUUAGUUGUUGUUUCUUUAGACGGAGUUCUUCCACAUCAAGUCACUACAGAAUGGGAUCGUUUCUAUCGAGUAUCCUGUGAUGUUAGUAUGAAUUUGGAGAAAAUGUUGGAAAAGCGAGAACAGGGAAUUGAAGGGACUGUUUUGGUUACUACUAUAUUUGAAACUAAAGAAGUAGAACCACAAAUUCUCGAUGCCGGCACUCCCCCUCCAAUUACGGCAACACUUUCAUUUUUGGACGCUGACGGACAACCAUUACAACAAGCUUCAAUUGGAGAUCCAUUAUUUAUGGUGGUUAGUAGUGAACAAGCUGGACCACAUAAUAUGAUGUUGGCUGAAUGUACAGCAAUCAGAGUUGGUGGGGAAGGAGAAGCUGUUCCCUUCACUAUUAUUGAUAAUGGAUGUCCACGUUACCCAGCUUUGUGCGGUCCAGUUGAGCAAGAUUUUGAGAAAAACAGACUAAAAGCAGACUAAAAGCAGAUCUAAUUUAUUAUAAAAAUUUAUUUAUUUAUUUGUAAACAAUUUUAAUUUUUUUACAACAUUCUUGCAUAAUUUUACCUGAGUCAACAUCAACAUUUCUUUCAACAAUAUUUUAAAAUUCCAAUUUAUAUCCUCUAUCAUUAAUUUUUCUUGAA